AUGGGCCGUAAAAGCAAAAAACACAUGCCUCGCGUCCCAGAAUGUGAGAUUGAAUACGAACCCGAAAGCCGACAGUCCAGCGUAGAGAGCUGGAAAGCCCGCUACGACGACAUGCUAGACAUUGCACUGAUGGAAACGCAAGAAGAAAAAGACGCAGCGAUGGCGAAGAUAGAAGUUGGCAAGAACUCAUAUGUUGAUUCUCCUCGGAAUAAAAGUUUUGGGUUCGGGUUCAACGAGACUAUGGAGUCCGCAGCGUCUGGAAACGUGGAGUAUACGAUUUCAAAGACUAUGGAUGCGGCUUCUGGGAAUGGGAGUAUUGGAGAGAAGGAAGAACUGGAGGUGCGAGUGGUUGUAGUGCGACCGCGGCGGAGUAGGAAGGGUAGGAAGGAUGGUACUUUGAAGCAGAGACGGUUGGCUGUUCAUCGGGCAGAGGAGGCGAUAGGUUCUGUUUGGGGGUCGUUGGGAGAUAUUGUAAGGAGAGUACUUGGUGUGGUCUGGGGUCUUUUAUUUAAUGCGAGGUUUCAUUUGGCGUUGGAGCUUUUUACUGCUGCUGCUGUUGCUGUUGCUGUUGCUGUUUCGCUUUCGCUUGGUGGGGAUGAAUUGCCCUUUAGGCUUAUGGUGCUUGGGAUCGGGCUAGCUGUACAUGGCGUUUUGAGUCUGAAGUAG
Messenger RNA from Penicillium atrosanguineum, 666 nucleotides. RefSeq lists its product as uncharacterized. The transcript has a single exon. NCBI's taxonomy places the organism in Eukaryota, Fungi, Ascomycota, Eurotiomycetes, Eurotiales, Aspergillaceae. The coding region runs from base 1 to 666 and encodes 221 amino acids. The record is from RefSeq and is a predicted model, not a curated record.